AUGAGGCUCAAAGCGCUCCUCUUUGCCGCGUGUUUAUCGCCCGCGCUGGCGAUUUACUCCGACGAGGUCAAUCAUGUUGACUUCCACCACGCCCUCCUCGGUACCCCCUCACCCGACUCGACCUUCUUCCUCAAGCCAUCUACCGCUUCCAAUGCGUCCCUCCUAUAUACACUAUCAGACAAGUUGCUCGUGGGUGCGGUGAAUCCCCGAGAUGGCGCGCUGGUAUGGCGCCAGAACCUUUCGCAGUCGGAUUUGCCUGCCCGCGGGCCCGGUUUCUUGCGCGGAUUGGAUGGUAAUGAUGCUCUUGUCGGUGCUGCAGGCCACUCCAUCUCAUCAUGGAGUGCUCAGGAUGGCAAGCUGGGCUGGGAAAAGCGUUUCAGUGACGGCGUGGUCGCGGAUAUUGAGCUGUUGGAGCUCGAGGAUGCCACCGCGACCUCCGGCAUCAGAGACACGAUCGCGGUGGUUGGCAGUGAUGGUGUCGGAAUCGUGAGACGCCUGGACGGUGCCACUGGAAAGAAUGUGUGGGAAUACAAGGACACCAGUGGUGAUAUUCCUUUCCAGGUGUCAUCCUCCUCGACGGAAGUUUUCUACAUUUCCCUCCAAUCGGCUAUGCUGAAGGGCUACAAAGUCAAAGUUACUGUGUUGGACCCUUUGACUGGACGACAGAUCCGUCAACAAGCAUUGAACUCCGACACCGACGUGACCACCCCCGAAUCCAUUCUUUAUGUCGGUGCCAAUUCUGCCUCGCCUGUCAUUGUAUGGACAGACAAGGCACAGAAGUCCUUGAAAGUCAAUGUGAUCGGAACUAAGGAGGUCACUUCGAUCGCCAUUGAGAACACCUCCGGUGCGGAAAUUCGCCAGAUCGCUGUCCACGCCCCGAACAAACUCAACGCGUUGCCUCAUUUCUUGGUCCAUUUCGUGACCGAGACUGGCGCCUGGGCCGAGGUGUACCACGUGGACUUGAUGUCUUCCAAGGUUUCCAACGCUUACCGUUUGCCGUAUCUUCAGGGCCAGUCGGUGGUUGCGACCAGUGUCAUUGACGCCAAUGUUUACUUCACUCGGAUUACUGAAGUGGAAGCCAUCGUUGUAUCUUCCGCAUCCCAUGGAGUUCUGGGGCGCUGGGAUUUGCAGGCAUCUGCUUCCGAGGUUGGCCUUCACUCGGUCUCCGAAAUCGUCACCAAAGGAAAGGCUUUGGCUGUUAGAUCUGCUUUGUUCCGAGAGCAUGGAGAUUGGCAGCUCAUCCGAAAUGGCCAGAUCGAAUGGACUCGAUAUGAAGGUCUUAUCGAUGCGGUUGCAGCUACCUGGGCGGAAACCGAUGUGCAGGAAGAUCUGGCCCAUGAAUUGGAGGUCGAAGGGCACGAGACUUUGUACGGUGCUUACCUUCAUCGUGUGAAACGUCAUGCUCGGGACUUGCAGCAUUUGCCAGACUGGCUUCAGGAUCUGCCAAAGCGUAUCCUCAGCAGUAUUCUAACAGAUGAGGUUUCCAACCUGGAUAGCUUUGGAGUUGCCAAGCCAGUUAUUAUUGCCACCAGGAAUGGCCGCGUCCACGCCUUGGACACCGGUAAGCACGGCGCCGUGUCGUGGAGCGUCAACGUUGCGAAGACCACGCAGUGGGAUGUGAAGGCGAUCCUGAGCUCCCCUGGAGCUGUGACCGUUUACCCCAGUGAUGGAAGCUCUGUGACUCUGAAUGUCUCUACCGGAGAUAUCAUUUCGCGCACUGAGCCAUCCGACAACACACUUCAUACAAUUGCUAUCCUUGGCCGCAAGGAUAGCAACUCGUUGAUCACAGCGGGUGUUGGCGCAGAUGGAGCCCCUGUCACUGCAUAUGCCAAAGAAAAUGGCUUCCUGGUUACCACGAGCGCAGAUGGUCGAGUCCUUGGGUGGAUUUCCGCAGACAACAAGUCGCCCGUCUGGGAGUUUGUUCCUCCCUCCGGACAGAAGGUCAUUAAAGCAACUGCUCGUCCUGCGCAUGACCCUGUCGCGUCAAUUGGCAAGGUCCUUGGGAAUCGCUCCGUUCUGUACAAAUACCUCAACCCUAAUCUAGCCUUGGUGACUGCUGUGGAUGAAAAUGCCAAGACUGCUAGCUUCUACCUGCUGGAUGGUGUCUCCGGCAAGGUUUUGCAUGCAACUACCCAGGCAGGCGUUGACUCUACCCAGCCUAUCGCAUCUGUCGUAUCUGAGAACUGGCUCGCCUAUUCUUUCUGGGGUGAUGUUGCUGCCGAUGAGUCCUCGGCUAAGGGCUACCAGCUGGUCGUCUCGGAACUUUACGAGUCUCCGCUACCUAAUGAUCGGGGCACGCUUGACUCUGCUAGCAACUACUCUAGCGUUGACACACUCCCGUUGCCUCAUGUCAUCUCUCAAGCAUUUAUGAUUCCCGAACCUAUCUCCCACAUGGCCGUCACCCAAACUCGUCAGGGCAUCACCACGCGUCAACUCAUCUGCACCCUUCCCUCCUCCAAUUCUAUUGUCGGCAUCCCUCGUCCCGUCCUCGAUCCCCGUCGCCCUGUCGACCGGGACCCUACCGCUGCCGAGACUGAGGAGGGUCUCUUCCGCUACACCCCUUACCUUGAAUUUGAUGGCAAAUGGUACCUGUCGCACGCUCGCGAUGUUGCCGGCAUCAAGGAGGUGCUGUCCUGCCCCACCCUGUUGGAGAGUACCAGUCUUGUCCUCGCUUAUGGUGGCGAUAUCUAUGGUACAAGAGCCACCCCAAGUCAAGCCUUUGAUGUUCUCGGCAAGAGCUUCUCUAAGCUCCAGCUCGUUCUGACUGUUGUGGCACUCGGGGUAGGUGUCACCAUUUUGGCUCCCAUGCUACACACCUGA
Penicillium brevicompactum is the source of this 2820-nucleotide messenger RNA. RefSeq lists its product as uncharacterized. Lineage: Eukaryota; Fungi; Ascomycota; Eurotiomycetes; Eurotiales; Aspergillaceae. Bases 1 to 2820 code for a protein of 939 amino acids. The record is from RefSeq and is a predicted model, not a curated record. Gene Ontology annotation, molecular function: protein binding. The transcript has 3 exons. Gene Ontology annotation, cellular component: EMC complex. Gene Ontology annotation, biological process: protein folding in endoplasmic reticulum.